CCUCUUGCAGCAAGAUGGCGGGGGGUGAGGUUGGAGUGACUCUCGGACAGCCACAUCUUUCCCGCCAGGAUCUCGCCACCUUGGAUGUUACCAACUUGACCCCACUGUCUCAGGAAGUUAUCAGCAGACAAGCCACAAUUAACAUAGGUACAAUUGGUCAUGUCGCUCAUGGAAAAUCUACAGUUGUAAAAGCUAUAUCUGGAGUUCACACUGUCAGAUUCAAAAAUGAACUGGAAAGAAAUAUUACAAUUAAGCUUGGAUAUGCUAAUGCCAAGAUUUAUAAACUUGAUGAUGCAAGUUGUCCUCGGCCAGAAUGCUAUAGAUCCUGUGGAAGUAGUACACCUGAUGAGUUUCCUACAGAUAUUCCAGGGACUAAAGGGAACUUCAAACUAGUCAGACAUGUUUCCUUUGUUGACUGUCCUUGCCAUGAUAUUUUGAUGGCUACUAUGCUGAAUGGUGCAGCAGUAAUGGAUGCAGCUCUUCUACUGAUAGCUGGCAAUGAAUCCUGUCCUCAACCUCAGACUUCUGAACAUCUGGCUGCCAUUGAAAUAAUGAAACUGAAACAUAUUUUGAUUCUGCAAAAUAAAAAUUUGGUAAAAGAGAGUCAGGCUAAAGAACAGUAUGAACAGAUACUUGCAUUUGUACAAGGUACAGUAGCAGAAGGAGCACCUAUUAUUCCAAUUUCUGCUCAGCUGAAAUAUAAUAUUGAAGUUGUCUGUGAGUAUAUUGUAAAGAAAAUUCCAGUACCUCUAAGAGACUUUACUUCAGAACCCCGCCCUAUUGUUAUUAGGUCUUUUGAUGUCAACAAACCUGGGUGUGAGGUUGAUGACCUUAAAGGUGGUAUAGCUGGUGGCAGUAUUUUAAAGGGAGUAUUAAAGGUGGGCCAAGAAAUAGAAGUCAGACCUGGUAUUGUUUCCAAAGAUAGUGAUGGAAAGCUCAUGUGUAAACCAAUCUUUUCCAAAAUUGUAUCACUUUUUGCAGAACAAAAUGAUCUUCGGUAUGCUGCUCCAGGGGGUCUUAUUGGAGUUGGAACACAAAUUGACCCCACCUUGUGCCGGGCUGACAGAAUGGUAGGACAGGUGCUUGGUGCAGUUGGAGCUUUACCAGAGAUCCUCACAGAAUUGGAAAUAUCCUAUUUCCUACUUAGAUGGCUUCUAGGUGUAUGCAAAGAAGGCAACAAAAAAGCAGCAAAGGUCCAAAAGCUCUCUAAAAAUGAAGUGCUUAUGGUGAACAUUGGUUCCCUGUCAACAGUUAGUGCAGUCAAGGCUGAUUUGGGUAAAAUAGUUCUCACUAAUCCUGUGUGCACAGAAGUGGGAGAAAAAAUUGCCCUUAGCUGAAGAGUUGAGAAACACUGGCGUUUAAUUGGUUGGGGUCAAAUAAGAAGAGGAGUAACUAUUAAGCCAACAGUUGAAGAUGAUUGAAGAAUAUUAUUUACAUAAUACGUCUGGAUGAAGUUAUAGUUUCUGUUAACAAC
Nyctereutes procyonoides (raccoon dog) is the source of this 1474-nucleotide messenger RNA. Its product is annotated as eukaryotic translation initiation factor 2 subunit 3, X-linked-like. Gene Ontology annotation, cellular component: eukaryotic translation initiation factor 2 complex; cytosol. Gene Ontology annotation, molecular function: translation initiation factor activity; GTPase activity; GTP binding. NCBI's taxonomy places the organism in Eukaryota, Metazoa, Chordata, Mammalia, Carnivora, Canidae. Gene Ontology annotation, biological process: positive regulation of translational fidelity; formation of translation preinitiation complex. The record is from RefSeq and is a predicted model, not a curated record.